AUGCGUUCUUUCAUUAAGUCACAUAGAAAAGCUGAUUUCCAGGAUGCUGCUAAUAAUCACUUUGAAAAUGCCAAUGUUAAGUUAAAUAAAUCUAUUUCAUCCAGUGCCGAUUCACUCCUAAACACUAGCUGGUUUGAAUCUCCUCAUAGCCAAAGGCGGAAUAGCGAAAAUUCAAUAUCUUUUAACCAACCUACUACUCCACCUCGUCUCACGAACUCGUCCUCAACUAAAAGUUCACCAAUCCACGAGUCUCCUCUUCACCGAUUAGCUAAUAAAGCUAAUUUUGCCUCUAAGUUGUUCAAAAAGACGUCGAACUCAAAUCUAAACUCAGUUUUUGCGGCUGAUAACAUUUUAAUGAAUUCAAGGGUAGUAUAUGAGCCUGAUAUUUCACCAAUUAAAAAGAAAGCGUCCAAAAACCUGCUAAAUGACGAAAAAUUCCUUCCAAUAAAGGGUACAAUUACCCAUUCAUGGGGCACUACGCCGUCUUCAACUCUUGGUCCUCAACUCAUUAAGUUAAAUGCAUCUAAUUAUGAACGAGUAUCAAGUUCUGAGCUCGAUCCUAUUGCAAAAACUGCAGUGGUUGAAACAAACAGUAACGUAUCUACCGAUGACUCUGAAAUUAUGAAGAAAAUGAAGAAUAGAAACUUUAGAAUACAUUCACAAGAUGAUAUUGUCAGCCUUAGUCAAAAUCAUUUAAGUUUGGAAAGUUUACCAGAGAUUACAAUCCUAGAGGCCUCACCUCAAAAAAGUGAGGUUGCUUCAUUUUCAAAAGGUGAAGCCGAAAACUUCUUAUCUUCGAUUUUAGAUGUGCGUUCUCAUAAGGACUCAGGCUCAGAUUCAGACUCUGAUACCUCCAGAUUUUCCUUCGAAUAUACUGGUCUGAAUGGUCGAACGUCGUCUGUCAAAUAUUAUUCGAAGCCAGAUGAACUACAGGUGGAGAAAAAUGAAAAAGUUUACAUCGACGACCUCUAUGAAGAUGAAAAUUUUGAUGAGGAUAUGAACUUUUAUCAAGACCACAGUUUUGAAGAGGAAUAUAGUACACAUCCUAUUACACAAACCAAAGCACUUUCAAAUGAAAAAGUAGAAAAAUACAAUGACAUCUUCAGUAUUUCAGAUGAUGAAGAUGAUAGAGAAAUGUUUUACGGUGCGCCAGAAAAGGAAAUCGGCCAUCCCAACUACAAAGUUCAUACAGAUUUUAAGCAAUCAGAGACUGAGGAUUCCAAAUCAAGUCAACUCUCGGACAAAAUACAUGAUAAGGGUAGUCCGAAUGACACUUCAGCAAAUAUGCCGAGAGAAAUACAGCCUGUUAGUUCUAGAAAUGGUGCCGUCUCGAAUGUGACUGACCACCAACUAGCAAUAAACGGCGACAAGCAGAAUGGUAUUGUUAAACAGGAACAAGAUAAACUUAGUAAUAGUGUCCAAAAGAAAUAUAAUGCCUUUCCAUAUGAACAUACUAUGAGCUACUCUAGUAACGAGUCUGAUCUGAGGUCAAAACACUUUCCAGUACUACCUUCUCUUAGUACUUCAAAAAAAUUCACACAGCAAGAGGCUCUUCAUGGGGGCCAGAUAAGAUUAAGGGAGGAUUCUCAAAAAAGCUAUCUAACAAAAAAGGAGAGAAAUAUCAAGUCGUAUAAAGAUUUAUUAGAUUUGUCAGAUGAGGAGGAAGAGGAAAAAGAAGAAGAGGAAAUUGUUUUUUCAAACCUUGAGCACUUUACCGAUGAUGCAGAAAAUUAUGGCUUGCUCUAUCAGAGCAAUGUCACAAAUCCAUUAAUUGAAAGUUUAUAUGGACAUUCCCCCCUUAUAUCAAAUCUAAAGCCUACAACACCGACAGAAAGUAAGCCAUCCACAGGAACGCUGGAGUCUCCUUUCAAUCCUACUUCGGCACGUUCAUGCGAACUGUCAGAAUCUACUUUCAAAAGAACUAAUAACGCAGGUACAAGUGUAUCUAGUAUGUACCUCUUUGGACAAAAUUCUCUAUGUCAUAGUUAUAUUUCACAUCUCCCUCCACCUGCCAAAUCUCAGACAUUGAAAUAUCAUGAUCUGAAUAGCAGCUUAGAUGCAGAAGUUCCUGAUCUGAUGAGCAACUUGUAUUUUAUAGAUGAGGCGGAAGAAGAUGAAUAUUAUAAUUCUCGUAAUAUUCCAAAUGGGAAAACAAUGGAGCAGCACGAUAAAAACGCAUCGUCCAAGGUUAUGGUAGAUAAAGACGAUGACUAUUAUCUCGAUGAAAUAAACACAAUCCCGGAAGACUAUGAUUAUGAUUCAGAAUCUUAUCGGAAUGACUCUCAAAUAAAACGGGGUAGACUAAAGCUUAAUUUUCGAGCAGCUAAAUCGGCGUCAAGUGACGAACGAUUCCCAAGUUCAUCACUUGCUGCCUUUAAAGAGACGCAUAGCUUCAACAGCAAACCUAAUGGUGCCAGCAAGGGUGACACCUCGUUAAAGAAUAAAUUAAAAAUAAACAAUAGAACAGUAACUUUUUUCAAUCACGCUCCGGGACAACCAAAAUUGUUCUCUGAUAAACAUAAUUUAAGUGAUCAGUCCAGGCCAUCUCAUCCAGCCUUUGAUACUGAAUUAGAACCCAGUUUAAACUUUUUUACGACAAGUCCGGGAUAUACACAGGAAAGCUCAUAUUCUCUUAGUCCAAUAUUAGAAACAGUUGGAUCUACAACCAGUUCACCGAAAAGAUGA
This is a messenger RNA of Kazachstania africana CBS 2517, 2685 nucleotides long. RefSeq names its product Zrg8p (gene ZRG8). The coding region runs from base 1 to 2685 and encodes 894 amino acids. The record is from RefSeq and is a predicted model, not a curated record. Lineage: Eukaryota; Fungi; Ascomycota; Saccharomycetes; Saccharomycetales; Saccharomycetaceae. The transcript has a single exon.